This is a messenger RNA of Planococcus citri (citrus mealybug), 2702 nucleotides long. It is a transcript of the gene RanBPM, whose product is annotated as Ran-binding protein M. The record is from RefSeq and is a predicted model, not a curated record. The transcript is spliced from 10 exons. NCBI's taxonomy places the organism in Eukaryota, Metazoa, Arthropoda, Insecta, Hemiptera, Pseudococcidae. Gene Ontology annotation, molecular function: protein binding. The coding region runs from base 88 to 1887 and encodes 599 amino acids.
UGUGACGUUUCAAGUAAUUCAGGUUAGAUUGGUGGAUGAGUUACAAGGAAUGAUGUUAUAUACUGUUUUUGUGUAAAGUUAUUAGUAAUGGCCGCCAAUUCGAGUGGUGGUAGUGAUUCCAAAUCAAAUUUGGACAAUAAGUGCGUCGAUCGGUUGAAAUUAUUGUACCCCGCGGUCAACGAAAACGAAACUCCACUUCCGAGAUCAUGGAGUCCUAAGGACAAGUAUAAUUAUAUUGGUUUGUCACAGAACAAUCUCAGAGUACACUAUAAAGGUCACGGUAAAACGCAUAAAGAUGCGGCCAGCGUUCGAGCCACUUAUCCAAUUCCUCCGGCUUGUGGAUUGUAUUAUUUCGAAGUGAAAAUCGUCAGCAAAGGACGCGAUGGAUACAUGGGGAUCGGAUUAUCCGGUCAAGGAGUUAAUAUGAAUCGAUUACCAGGAUGGGAUAAGCACUCGUACGGAUAUCACGGAGACGACGGCCAUUCAUUUUGCUCUUCAGGAACAGGCCAACCUUACGGACCGACAUUUACGACCGGCGACGUUAUCGGUUGCGGUGUGAAUCUGAUCGAAAAUACCGCAUUUUAUACGAAAAACGGCCACAAUUUAGGCACAGCUUUCACCGAUUUACCUCCUAAUCUAUAUCCAACCGUCGGUUUGCAAACGCCUGGCGAAGUGGUGGAUGCAAAUUUCGGCCAAUCACCAUUUGUGUUCGAUAUUGAAGACAUGAUGAAAGAACUGAGGGCUAAAAUUAGAAACACCAUUUACGACUAUCCCAUACCAGAUAAUUACGGACAAUGGCAAUCCGUUCUUCAAAAAAUGGUUUCUACGUAUCUUGUUCACCACGGUUAUUGCGCUACAGCCGAAGCAUUUGCUCGCGGUACCGGUCAAGCAUUUGACGAGGAAAUCACAUCAAUCAAAAACCGACAAAGAAUAUUAAAAUUAGUGUUGAAUGGCAAAAUGGGAGAAGCAAUAGAAACGACUUCUAAAAUAUAUCCGGGCCUGUUAGAACACAACAGAAAUCUGUUGUUCAUGUUAAAAUGUCGCCAAUUUGUUGAGAUGGUCAACGGUACCGAUACCGAAGUAUGUCCGCCGAGGUGUCCGCGCAGCCAACAGAAUUUACAUUCUUCACCAACGUCUACACCUCCCCAGCCAACCUCUGUUAUUCAAUCAACUAAGUCACUUAAUAAUAACAACGUUAAUAGUAACAAAAACAAUCGUCAAAAUAAUGAUCUCGUAGAUGAGAUGAACACCACUAAUAUUCUGUUGAACGGAGCCAACGGUGUUGAAUCAGUGAAAAAUGGCGUUUGCGAAAAUGACAUCGAAAUGAUAAGUCAACCGACGAUUAUAAUCGAAGAUAAAAUCAACGGUUCGACGCCCGCUCCAAUUACCAAAAGUGCCACCAACGGCACGACCAACGGGUAUCAAAAUGGUACCUCUCACGAUGAUAGUGUCGAAGAUAUGGAUAUAGAUCCGCCGUCGAAUAAUAAUUCUUCUAAUCAUUCUAAUGUUAAUAAAAAAGAAUUAUGUGGUGGUAGUCAACCAGCAGUUAAAAGAAUGUUAGAAUUCGGUCGAGAAUUAUUUUUACUCAGCGUACAAUUGAGACAAGAACUGGGUAAAAGUGAAACUAAUAAGAAAAUGUUACAGGAUGCUUUUAGUUUGCUAGCUUAUUCAAAUCCAUGGAAUAGUCCAGUCGGCUGGCAAUUAGACCCUCAACAAAGAGAAUCAGUUUGCGCUACACUUAAUUCUGCCAUCUUAGAAUCAAGUAAUCUAGCCCGACGUCCACCUUUAGAAGUAGCCGUAGCUCAUACGACCGAAUUAAUAUCACUUAUGUCGUCUUCUGGUCUCGGAUCAUGCGCUUUCGCCAAUUUUGAAGAUCUCCUACACUGACCAAACGGUUCUAAAUACCGUUUCGGAAGCGGUACCAUUUCACAACACGAUGGUCUCUUUUUAAUAUUUUUAUUCGCCUAUUCAACAGGUGCGCGUAUAUGGCAAAUUUUAAGACCGUUUAAUCAUUAAAUGAAGAAAAAAAAAUACUUAAGCGCUGAAUAGCUUCUAUAGUUCGUAACUUACAGAUUGUCUUAUAUUAAAAAAAAAAAUACGUGUAAUUAUUACAAAAUGAAAAAAUGUACCCGUUAUGAUAUUUUUACUCUCUGAAGCAUUUACCAAGUUUUACAAAAUUACGCGACAAUAAGGUGUCUCCUACUCUUGUUCUACGUACCAUAUAAAAAGAAAUAAGAAAUAUGUAUUCUGUGUGUACUAUAAACGAUGCCAGACCUACAGGUAUAAAAUAUGGAUGGAAUCGUUCAUCGUCAUCUGUAUUAUCUUCUUCAUCAUCAUUAUUUUAUUAUUGUGUAAACCGUUCAAGAAAUGAUCAUAGUGAAAGAAUUUUUUUCUGUUUUGUAAAAGAAUCGAUUUUAUUGAUUCCUCUUCAACUCAUAUAGCUAAUAAUUUUUUUUUUGUAUUUAUAAGCUUUAAAAAAACUUAUUUUUUAUUAGUUGAACGAAUAACGUUUAAUAUUGUAGAAUUAAGCUUUUGAAAUGUUCUUGUAUAGAUGUUCAGAAUAUGUAUUUUUUUUUUUUUUUUGCAAUAUUAACCUUUUUUCCCCUUCCUUUUAACGAUGCCAAGGUUGAUUGACCGAAGUAUCAACAUUUUUAUUUUAUCAUUUUGAUUAUUUAUUAAGAAAUAAAAUAUAUUAUGUUUAA